CGCGGAAGAAGCGCAGGCGCGGUGCGGGCUGUAGGCUGCGCGGGAAGGACGUCUCCGACCAUGAACCAGCCACACUUUAUCAGUUAUUCGGAGCUCUCGGUGCGCGCGCCGUCUCCCGACAUGACCCUCUAACGUGUUUCAGACUGAAAGCAACUCAGAUCUCAUACAAGACUUAUAUUUUUAAGUGACGUGCAGUGUAGUUUUUAAGCUUUAGUGAUUAUAUUUACGGAUUUAUUUUCCCGAUCUGGAUGUCCCACGGUCGUGUUUACUGGAUUAUUAUGCAGUCGUGGUACAAAAUUUGUUAACAAAAUAUAGCAGUAUAUCAUCAAAAUGAGGCUGUCAACGAGUGAAGAGAUCCCUACGACGACAGUGGGCCGCACAGCCAGCCCCGGCGCGGGCGCUGUGUCCGUGGCAGACUCGUACGAUGUGACGCGCAUGCGCGAGGAAGAGUUCGAGAGGCUCACCGUGUACAUAGUACCAGACGUGCCAUGCGAACGCGGUGCGCCAAACAGAGCCGAGAGGACUCUGCCACGCAGUUUAGCACUCCGGCCAUCGGCAGUACUAUCCACCCCUAACACACCGACGGAAGGCGUAUGGAGUACAGGAGUUAUACCAAGAGGGACGAGAUUUGGUCCGUUUGAAGGCACUCGUACACCAAACAAACCAAACGAUAAAGUCUCUUGGCGUUAUUACUGGAGGGUACAAGAAACUGUCAGGCAUCAUACUUAUGGAAAUAUUAAGAUAUUUAAAGAUAGCGAUUACUAUUACCUUGAUGGAUCUGAUACGAGCGUUGCGAACUGGAUGCGAUACGUCGCUUCGGCGUACUCGCUCUCUGUGAUGAAUCUGGUCGCGUGUCAGCAUCAGGAGCACAUUUAUUUCUACACCAUUAGGGAUAUUAUGCCAAAUGAAGAAUUGAUGGUAUGGUACUGCAAAGACUUUGCAACAAGGCUUGGCUACGAUAUCGAUCCUGAAAGAGCUACAUAUUCCAUAUUGUCGUCAAUUGCAGGUAAAGAAGAAACUAUCAAGAAAGCAUACGGCUUACCACCAGCACCUGUGCAUCCCGAAAUCGCCUUUAAUCACAUGAAAUAUGUUCUUAGCCUCACAAAUGCUAAAGAAAUUCUGGACGGAGAAAUUCCAAUAAGGCGGCGAAAACGUGAUUCUAAUGAUAAACCUAUACACGAAAGUUCUAAUCUACUACCGCGAGAUGAUCCACGGAAUAUGAUAAAAAAUGACAGGAUAAAUGUACGAAGUGAUAUUUCUGCAAAUAUCGUCCAUCCUAAAUCUGAUAGUCCUAUCAUAAACGAUCAUACAUCUUUGUCACCUAGCAAUUUAAUGCAACCACCUUCACCAGUUAAGUUGCACCACCGAGAUCAAACGUUAAUCAUUCAUCAACAUAAAGAGAGUACAUCGCAUGUAGUAAUACACCAGCUUGAAAACCCGAGAAUAAAUGGUAACAGAUCACCGGCACAUAAUGUACAUUUGAGAGACGUUCGCGGGCCGUCGCCUCUUGCAGCGACUAAUCAAGAUAAAGUCGACAGUAAAUCUCCUACUUUCACUCAUUGUGUGCCGACACAUUAUGAACACCAACUAACGCCUAAUGACGGCUCCGUUAGAUCCGAUGAAGGCUAUCACAGUAAUGGUUAUCAUGAUGAAUUCACACCGCCAGAAGACUCGAGUGACUCGGAUGUGGAAAAUUACGUGUUAGAUUGCUCGAACAAAACAAACGAGCCGAAAGAAACUGUUAUAGUUCAAAAAAUAGAGCAAGAUAAUAUGCACCGCAAUGAGUACAGAAAAGUUAAAAUAAAGAUGCCAAGAGCCUAUCAAUAUCAAAAUCACAAAGAUAUGGAUUGUGAAAGCGAAAAAGAACUAAUAAUCGCAGAAGAAGUAAUGAAUACUUCGCCGCAAAACUUAUCACCGCCUCGCCGGGACCCAGCCACUUCGACGGUAAUAGUAUUGGAAUCUUCUCAAAACACAGUUGUCCCUCUAACUAAACCAUACUACGAAGAUGAAACUGUAUCACCGACACCCCAGCCAGCUUACUUGCGAUACACACCACCAGAUACACGAAUAUUAGAAACUAUUCUCACUGGAAAUAGAAUGGACCCUAACAACAAUGAUUCAAACCGAAGACAACCUAACGCAACACCGCCGCCGUCAUCGCCGACAGAAAUGGCCUAUUCUUAUAAGAAAAGCCAAAGGUACGGUAACGCUUGCAGUCCUGAUUCUAGUUCAAACCUAACGCCGUUACCGUCACUGCUGCCGUUGCCACAACAGCUGCCAGCACCAAAUUCGGUAUCAGUUUAUUCUUCAUCACCACCGCACACUAUUCCACAUACAACGGAGAUACGAGAAAUACGAGAAAUAAGGGAAAUAAGAGAGACGCGGUACGAAAGCCAUUACCCGAACUACUCGUAUAGCCUUUAUUCACCGCCUAACUCGACAAUAAUUACUCAAUUAGGGUCUCCGCCAAGCACAUAUUCGCCGACAGUUUCAUCGUCACAUCAAUAUGAGAGAAUUCAAAAUGGACAGAACAAUCAUCACUUUCCCUCUUCGACCAGUGUUAUAACGUUAAAAAAUUGCUCACAAUUAAGUUUAAUUCAAAACGCUAAUGUUAAUGGCCAGCUUGUACCGCAGCACGGCAGCAUGAGUCCUGACGGAUCAUGUGGUCUCAUAGUCGGACCGUUGAGUCCUAAUUCACAAUCGUCUCGUGGUUACAGGAGUUUACCGUAUCCGUUAAAGAAAAAAGACGGAAAAAUGCAUUACGAAUGUAAUGUUUGCUGUAAAACCUUUGGCCAGCUUUCAAAUCUUAAGGUUCACUUGAGAACACAUUCCGGCGAGCGACCAUUCAAAUGCAAUGUUUGCAGUAAAUCAUUUACACAACUAGCUCAUCUACAAAAACAUCACCUCGUCCAUACGGGCGAAAAACCUCACCAAUGUGAUAUUUGCAAAAAACGAUUUUCAUCAACAUCCAACUUGAAAACACAUCUAAGACUACAUUCAGGCCAGAAGCCGUAUGCCUGUGACCUGUGUAUGCAGAAGUUCACUCAAUUCGUUCAUCUGAAACUGCACAAGAGACUUCACACGAACGAUCGUCCGUACGUUUGCCAAGGGUGUGACAAGAAGUACAUCAGCGCAUCAGGUCUAAGAACUCACUGGAAAACAACUAGCUGCAAACCAAACAAUAUUGAAGAAGUUUUAGCGAUAACCAAUGCUGCUCAUACUGAAUGUAUCGGUAACAUCGACAAAGACUGCCACGAAAGAGAGGGGCACGAGGCAUACGAGGUUCACUCAGCAUCGCAGGGAGGGCUGGUGGGAGCCGGUGGGGCGCGAGUGCUGUCGCACGAGGCUCUGAUGGGAGGGCACGCGCAUACGACGACGCCGCACCUAGCGGGGCACGGGCAGCUGUCGCCGAGCCCCGGCCCGCAGUACCGCCUGCUGCCCGGGGCGGAGCACCCGCAGCACUACAGCUCGCCGGGCAGCGAGACGAGACCCAGCGUGAUCGAGUCCAGCCAACCCCUCAUCAUCGAGUGCACUUGAGCAGCGCGCAUCGUCGCGCGAGUCGGACGCGUUCUCCCCCGCCGCAUUUUGUGAUUCCAGUUUUGUGAUCAAAUAAAAGUAUUUUGUUAAAUGUGUUAAGACAAUCGUGAGAUGGACUCUAUGAAUUGUCUUAUUCAGUGGCUAUGAGAUUACGAUACGAACGUUAAGUUGUAAAAAAUAAUUAUUAGUUAUGUAUAGUUGCAUGAUAAGUACUAAGUACUUAAAUAGAAUGCAGUUUAGUAAAUAAGAAUCUAUAUUUUAUUACCCAUUGUUGUAAUUUUGUUAAGAUUGGCAGCCUCCCUCUUGCGCUAGUGCUCAAAUCGAUUGUUUUUUUUUAAUUCUAUUGUAAAUAAUCAUACGUUUGAACAUCGACUUUAGAAAUUUUAUAUAUUUUUAUGUAAAUAUCGUGUAAAUAGUUAUGAAGGAAUUAAUAUCAAUAUUAUUAUGAAAUGGUAUUCAGACAGGCAGGUAGGUACCUACUACGUAAUUUUCCAGUAUCUUUCCUAUUUAACUGCAACGUGAAUACGAAUUGCUUAAAUUUCACCAAAGAAGAUCUUAUCUGCUGUUUGUUGUAUUUGAACUUAAUUUAAAUCAUUCGUUACAUCAUGCAUAACCGAACGAAGAAUAAUAUCUAACCAUGAUGACGACAAAGCGCUAAACAUUUAAAAUAACUUCUUGAUGUGCAAGAAAGAAAAUUAGAAAUAAAUUUAUCUCAUAUUAGUGGAUAAGUGCCAAAAGCGCGAUAAUAUUUUAUUACUUUUUAAGUUAACCUAAUAAAAUAUUCGCAUAGUAUUUUUAAAACGUUGUUCCUAAUGAAUUAUUGGAGAGUACGCGCGUAUAUGCAUCAACUUAACUCUAACAUUACUUAGAUUAGAUCGGAUGAACUUUGUACAUUAUCCCUACGCUAGAACAAAUGGUGCUUCACAUCGUAGAGUAGACGUUCGGUCAGUCGACGAAUUGACCGACGGAACUACAUGUAAUUAUUAUUCACCGAGUUUACUAGUUAUACUAUUUUAGGUAUAUUCCAAAUUUUUAUUAUGAUUCUCCUACUCGAAAAGGCUGAGAUAAAUGUGUAAUGAAACGAUUGGCGAAUGUAAUUAUUGGUCCUGUACCUACUGGUUCGCAUUAUGUGUGAGAUCGACUGUCGCAACUCGCGUGAUGGUGUAACUCGUACGUGAUGUAGAACCAAGCGAUAGCUUUUUGUAUAUUUCUAUUGUUCGUAAGAUAAGAUUUUUACACGCAAUCACUUAUAAAUUUAUUAUCUGUAUAUUUUAUACCAAGCAUUUACAGAGCUAAAAAUUUUGUAACGAAUGCCGUUGGAUAAUUUUGUCAAAUUAUUGUUAAUGUAGACAAAUUAUUCUAUCUUUGAAAUAUUAUGAUUUCGACGUUAUAUAUCUAUUUUUUAUUGUAUAAUAGACUUCAAGUUUUGAAAAUUGAUACUACUCUAAAAACGAUCAAACUACAAUUGCAUUAUGAAUUUUUGCCUAAAUAUUUUUUUGUUCAAAUUCUAUUUAAUUUAUGUACGAUAUUCAAGUACUUUCUAGAAGUGAAGAUGUAGAAAACUUUUAAUUUUUUAUUUAACUACUCCACAUCUAAUUUUAAACCUACUAAACUAUAGAAUGAUUAACGAGAAAAAUCCAUUUAUUUCAUUAAAUCUGUAUAUUUCCCAUUGGUAGGAUUUGCUUUAAUGGAAUCUACAUACCUACUCGUACCAAACCCACUAACAGUUAUGUACGGUGGCAUGGGUUUUGGUGCUACGAUAGAAAUCUUUAAAACAAGGCAAUAAAAUGGUAUGAUUAACUCUACCAGUGUCCCAGACGGAUACCUGGAUCAAGUGUUAUUGUUGUAUACAACACACAUUUUUGGAUCAAAGUUCUUUUUCAUACAAAGGCACUAGCAAGUUGUUAUAAUACCGUAAAAUACAAAGUUUUUCUAAUAUUGGAAUGUGGCAUGAGUGGCUGCUUCUAACCGUUCCUAUUGCCAUGUUAUUAAGACUUCUAUGGAUCAAAGUCUUUGAUGUUUACGAGAUGUAUCGACGGACGAUAAAAGAGCUUGUAUCGUGUGUGUAUCCAUAUUUCGUGAAAUCUCUAAAACAAUUAUGUAUAAUAAGUAAGUACAUAAGUUGUAGAGUUUAAAAAAUGCUUUGUACUCACUUGAAAAUUAAUAAAUUGUUUGUAACAUUUUGGUAUAAAAACUAGUAUACCCAAUAUAUUAUUAUUAUCUAUAGUUAGGUUUAUACGAAAAUGUUACGAACUCUACUAUAUUUUUAAUUGAAAUCUUCCGUCUAAAUAUAUUCUUAUAGUUUAAAACAAAACGUCGAAAUCUAAUUAUAUAGCAUACGGCACUUCCUAUAAAUAUAAUUAAAUAUGUAAAUUACGCAAUAAUAUAAAUAUAAAUUAUUAAAAUGUAUUUGCUAUUGCAUGAUCUUGUUAAUAACUUCACACCAUUCCUUGUAUUGUUCAUGUUUUACUUGGAUUUUAUAGAAACUUAUGUAUUUUUGUACCUUGUAUUUCAGUUAAGGUAGUGAAACGUUUAAAAUAUAUUUCUAUGUAAACGGAAGGACAUUUAUAUAAUAAAGGCAAACCAUUUACGCACAAACUUCGCACUAAAAAUAUCCUUUGAAUGAAAUGAUGGCAUAUUUUGUAAACUCCGUAAUAGAGAUCUUUUGAAAAAACUUUUUUAUGUAAAUAUUCUUCCGUAGAUGUGAAAAUUAUAAGCAAUAAAAAAUUAAACAAAGAAUAUUCGGAUAAAGUUAGUAUCUUCAAUUUCAGUUAACACCAAUGUAAAUAAAUAACGCUCUAAGCACACUUCCGUGUCGGUUUAUUAAAAUGUUUAUGAUAAUUUAAUCAGUCAUUAUACAAAAAGUAAACUUUGUAACAAUAUUGUAAAAAGUUGUACCUAAAACCUAAGAAGGAUAGAUCGUUCAUACAUUAUAUAAGUACAAUACCCUACCUUUGGUAUGGAAGUGUAAACAAUAUACCUACCUGUGUAUUUCAUAAUUUCUGCUACUAUAUUUAUAAAAUGCAAAUUCAUUUAUAUACCUCAUCACGAUUAUUUGUGUUGAGGUAAUAUCUAAUAUAAAAUUAUUUAAUACGCCAGAAAUACAAUACUCACUGUAAAGGCCUGUAAUUUUGUACACAAUGAUCAACAAUUAUUUUACAACACCGAAACAAUUAAAAAACAGGAGUAAAAAUUAUAA
Bicyclus anynana (squinting bush brown) is the source of this 6736-nucleotide messenger RNA. RefSeq lists its product as uncharacterized. Gene Ontology annotation, cellular component: nucleus; cytoplasm. The record is from RefSeq and is a predicted model, not a curated record. Gene Ontology annotation, biological process: regulation of transcription by RNA polymerase II; cell fate commitment. Lineage: Eukaryota; Metazoa; Arthropoda; Insecta; Lepidoptera; Nymphalidae. The coding region runs from base 331 to 3537 and encodes 1068 amino acids. The transcript is spliced from 9 exons. Gene Ontology annotation, molecular function: RNA polymerase II cis-regulatory region sequence-specific DNA binding; histone deacetylase binding; DNA-binding transcription repressor activity, RNA polymerase II-specific.